This is a messenger RNA of Sinocyclocheilus rhinocerous, 8398 nucleotides long. RefSeq lists its product as uncharacterized. Gene Ontology annotation, molecular function: protein binding. The record is from RefSeq and is a predicted model, not a curated record. NCBI's taxonomy places the organism in Eukaryota, Metazoa, Chordata, Actinopteri, Cypriniformes, Cyprinidae. The coding region runs from base 408 to 7457 and encodes 2349 amino acids. The transcript is spliced from 29 exons.
UACAUCCACUUUCAUCAGUUCACUGUGAGACAGCUGCUUUUUAGAGGCAUUUCGUAUCGCGUGAAGCUCCACGACAUGAAGCGAUAAAGUCCCCCUAGAUUUUUUUACGCACAAAUGUUGUUUUUUGCACCAAGGCAACUAAUUGCAAUACACAGAGAUUUUCUCGCUCUGGCGUGUAACGUGAUGCAGUAGUUUCCGUAAAUGGUCUUUACUCGAUGGCGACAGUUCGGUGAUACUGAGCCGCAUGAGGUGCAGCCAGUGCUCCUCAGCAGAAACAUUUCACUUCACGAGCCACUUGACAGCCAUCUAUUUGAGUGGUUUUUACUUUUUGUUCAGUGGCGGGACUGUAAAAAUCUUAUUUCCAUGCGUCUGACUUCAUUCGCGGAUACUGCAUUUUCUCCAGAAGAAUGACUUCAGUGUGGAAAAGAUUACAAAGAGUUGGCAAAAAGGCCACUAAAUUUCAGUUCGUGGCUUCGUAUCAAGAACUUGUUCUGGAAUGUACAAAGAAAUGGCAACCAGACAAACUGAGAGUCGUGUGGACACGGAGAAACAGGCGCAUUUGCUCAAAGCUUCAUGCAUGGCAGCCAGGCAUCAAAAACCCCUACAGGGGAAUGGUGGUAUGGCCCGUACCUGAGAACGUGGAUAUUACUGUCACACUCUACAGGGACCCACAUGCGGAUGAGUUUGAAGACAAAGAGUGGACAUUUUUCAUUGAGAAUGAGACAGCGAAGGGCAGUCGGAAAGUUCUGGCGUCUGUGGACUUGAACAUGAAGAAGUUUGCCAGUGCCACACACUCACAGACGGACCUGAUGCUCAAAAUGAAGCCUCUGUCGGUUAAGGUGGUGGAGGCCACGCUGAAGCUCUCCUUAUCCUGUGUGUUCCUCAAGGAGGGGAAAGCUACGGAUGAGGACAUGCAGAGUCUCGCCAGUCUGAUGAGUGUAAAGCCAACGGACAUUGGGAACCUAGAUGACUUUAAUGAGAGUGAUGAAGAAGAGGAUAAAAGAUCUAGUACCGGUGUUAAUCUCAGUACUGCAGUUCCAGCACCCCACCUUCCUCUUCACUCCCAAGAAAAGAGACCUGCAUCUCUUAAGAGCCCUUCAGCAAUAGUCAGUGGUAAAGAGAGGCCUACUGGUGGUGUCCUCUCACGCCCAGUGUCUGGCAGUGUUCAUAACCCUGACCUGACAUCACGUCCACCUUUACCCACCCCACCCAGUCCAACCCCUCGCACCAUGCCCUCACCCGCCCGCUCCAGACCACCACGUCCACCACCCAUUGCCCAGCCACAGGCCCCACCUGACUCCCACACAGAGCAAAAUACUUCUGGUUUGCUCCCUCCAGCAUUGCCCAAAAUCUUCCAGCCAUCUCCUGGCUCAGCUCCUGUGUCCUUUCAAAGAAGACUGUCGGGCUCUGAGGCCCCUCUGGAGGGUCCCGUGACCUCCGACUAUCCUCUGCUCAAACUCCCUCGGGCUUCUCCUUCUGAUCCCUUCCUCUCUCACUCUCCUUCUCCUCCCACUAUGCUCCUGAAAGAUUCUUUCGGAGCCACUCGCACCAAUGUUUUUAAGCCCAAGAUUGUCCCCGGUGCUCGCCCUGUAUCCCCCACUCCUGUCCCUCUCCUCGAGGCCAAAACUUCUUCCCUCUCUCUCUCUGACACAUUUAAGCAUCCAUCUGCUGGCACUGUGCCAGAGAUACCCAGGGAGCUCAACACACUUACAGAGGAGGAUCAAACAAACCCGUUUCUACAAGAUUUACUUGCUGAAGAACCGAAGAACUCAGAGCCCAAAACAGACCAGUAUCGCUCAUCUCGGACUAUAUGCAGCACUAGCAUUGCUAAUAAACAAUCUCCUUCCUUCCUCCGUCAACCUGAAACCAUCAGCACUGAAAGAAAAGAGCUCAAACCUGCCAUGGCUGUAAAAAGUCUUGGGCCUGUUGGCAAGUCAUCAUUGAACACAUCUGGAGUACAGCCUGUGGAAGCUUCUAGAUCUGAGGAACUAGAUAUUGGAACUGUCUCUCCUCCACACCCAUUCUCAGCUCCAGCAACAACACCUCCAUCAUCAGUGGUUUCCACACACAUGGAGAAAAAUCAAGUUUUUAUAGCAGAGAAACCACCAUUGGCUGAGGAAGAACCAGAUUUUAAAGUGGCCGAUUUCGAUAAAAUGAUCAUAACCUCUCAACCCAUUAAAGAUGUUACUGUUGGCAAAUGCCCUGAGAAAGAACCACUCAAAAUUGACAUUGAACAACCAGUGCAAUCCAGUCUGGUUCAAACCUUUUCAAUAACCGAUGGUGACAAAAUAAAGCAACCAAAAAACACAAACAUUGAAUCAGCAGGGGAAGUUUCUUCAAAAGGGGAACCGAAUGUGCAGAAUGCAAAGGGUGCUCUGCUUUGUGGUGACCUCAACAAGUCAGACGAGGACAAGAUAAUAAAGAAAUUUGCCUCAGCUGGUGUUAUCCCUACAGAACACAAUAUCCCCAACAUUUUAUCCAGCUCAUCACCUCUAAAGCAAAAACCUACAGAUCUUCCCAGGGAAAAAAGUCAAGUGUGGGUGGAAGAAGUCUUUGAAUCUAAGUCCAACCAUAGUUUGAGAGAGAAGCAGUCCCAUAAGGAUAAUCUGGCCAAGAGUUUGACUAUUGAGGAAAGUCAAAAUGAAAUGGCCUUAACUCCACCUGAAAGGCCUAGUGUUAGCCUCAAAGCGGCUUCCCCUCAAAUAUCAGAUUUGCCCAAAGAGCUUCCUUUCAUUCAUCCCCAAUCCCUGGAGCCCAAAGUCCUUAAAUGCAUCUCAGAACAAACUCCAGAAGUCAGUCAACCACCAAAACCAGAGCUGAUUUUGAAGAAGCCAGACAACACAGUGUUAACGCAGAAGAGUGUGGAGGUCCAUUCACUUGCCCAAGCAGAAGUGCCAAUCUGGAGUUCUCUGAAAGAGAAUGUAAAGGAUCAGGAGGAUGAAGCAAGGGAUGAGGAAAUAAAUAAGCACAAAAUACCUGACAAGAUGCCAAAAGAAGAAAAUAAAGCUGAAAUGUCCUCAAAAAAAUCUUUAGAAGCAGGCGAAGAAAAAGCCGUUAUCCAAGUCGAGGAUGCUGAGAAUCUCCGUAUAAAUGAACCAGAUUCCCAACAGCCGAUACCCUCCAUUGUCCUUAAACCACAUCCAGCUCAGACUAUUAAGGAGAAGAAAAAAGAAGCUGUUAAAGUCAGUAUACCGGUCCGUAUGAAGCCUCUACUUCCUGUGAUCUCCCCUGCUGUUGCUGUAAAGGACAAAAGAACUUCAGUGCAUCUGGAGGACAUUUGCCCUCUGAUGCCCAACCUGUCUCUGGAUACAGAGUCUGAUGGAAAUGGUUUAAAGAAAAAGGUCACAUUUGAGGAAGAGAGUGUGUUAUGGGCUGCGGUAGAGGAGAAAACAAAAGAAAAAAGUGAUGAAGUUGUUAGCAUGUGCAAGUUGAUUCCAGAAAAAGAGGUCCUGGAUAGGGGCCAAUGUGGACAAGAAACAUCAGAAACCAAGCUGAAGGAGCAAGAGGAUUCCUUUGCCUUGUCCCAUUCCCACCACAAACUAGAUAAAAAUGCUAACAGAGAAAGCCAGAGGGAAGAUAAUAUAGAGAAGACCAGUAAAGAGGAAGAUUCAGAUGAUAAGAUGCCGAAAACUGGCAGUGAGACUAUUUGGGCAACUCAAGCUGGACCUAAAGAAGAUCUGAAGACUGUUAGUGUCUGUUCAGGACCCGGACUUGGCCUUGAGCUUGAUGUAGGAACAGACAGAAACGUGGACACCUGCAUACAGGAACAUGACUCAGUUUCUGACCAGGAAGAAGUAUCUGUAGGCUUCAUACGGGGGAUUUUCUGUGUUCUGUAUAAAGGUUAUGAGACCAUGACAUCAAUACUACAGCAGCCAAGCACAUCAGAAACCGAUGUUAAAGAUGACACGAUUUUGGAUGAUCAAGAUGGAUCUGUGGUCGAAAUUCUCCCUCCCGAGGCCUUCUCUGACACCAAAAUUGAGCAUCCAUCCGACGAUGAGCCCCAGGAAUCAAUAAUCCAGGAUUUGUUACCUUCUGGCGAGUUACAGAUAGAUAUUCAGACCUCCGAGCCUGUGACCAUGAGCUUGGUGGAGUGUUUAAAACUGGCUGCCAGAGAAACUCAAAGCGGAUCUAUGAACUUCAAGACCCAGGAUAAAGGAAGCCCUUCUAAACAAAAAACAGCAAUUGAGCAAACCCAAAUACUGACACCAAUAGGAAAUGACAAAUACAUGAAGGUGGAAUUGAAGUCUGAGAGUGUGAUAUCAAAUGAAGAGAAGAAUGAAGAGCCAUGCUUACUUCUGGAGGAAGAAGAAGACAUGAAUGCUAAGAAAGAUGUGCAAAACCUCAGCUAUGUGGAAACAGAUCAUCUGGUGACCGAGGUAGACUUUGAGAAAAUAAAAAUACAAGAAAGCCCAAAAAGAAAUGGGCAUGAAGAACUUCUGCCUGGCAAGAUAACAGCAGCAGAUUUAAGGCCAGUGGCGGAGUCGGAGGGUUCACAGGAGGAGCUGGAGUUUGAACUAGGUCAGGAAGACUUAGGAACAGUGUGGUCUGCUGAGCUAUAUAUGGAUGGAGGACCAGAGGAAUCCUCAAUACCGCCAAUAGUUUUCACAGCCAUACAAACACUGGAAUCGCCUCUGACUGCCUUUCCACCAGAAUCUGGGCCUAUAUUAAAAGGCACUACACCAACGGAAACUAUUUCCCAAUCUGCUUGCAAAGUUGUUUCUCUGUGUCAAGACGAGAGUAUGCAGUCACCACCCCCAGUGCCUUUACAGGAAGUUGGCCCUGAUGCCAUCAGUCAAAAUAGUAGCUCUGCAGCUGCUAAAAGGCAUGUGGUUCCACAAUGCGAUGAACAAGGAACCACUCCUUCAGAUGUAACUAUAGAGACAGCAGCUGUAAAGACUGUUGAGAUAUGCAAAGAUGUUGCAAAAGAGACAAGUGAGAAUAACUUGUCACCACUAGAGGGAGACAAUACCAAAAGCAUGUCUAUUAACAACACUUCAAAAGUUGAGAUGGAAAAAGGGAGCAGCCCAGUCAUCACCAAGGCAUCAGAAAUUAUUAUUGUAGCAGCCACAGAAAGACCGGAAGACAUAAACGUUGAUGAGAACGUUGUUUCCGGGAAGGACAUUUCUCCAAGGAGCUCAGUGGUCCCAUGGCCAUUUCCUUCUCCUAAACUCGAAAGACACCGUGAGCCCUCAAAAAGUACAGAAAGUUCCAGUCUAAAGGAUGACGACCUCUCGGAGGAGAGCAUUCUGUUAGCAAAGAUUCGUCAAAUGGCAGAAGAAGAGAUGGCACAGCCGUCAGCUUCUGCUCCAUGCACUAAGAAACGCUUGAUCCCCUGCAAGUCUGAUUUUGAACUUCCUCCAACUCCUCCCAUGCAACUAAAUUCCAGCAUGAAACUGCCCAUGGAUGAAAUACGACCGAAUUUAGAUCGGACGGAGAUUACAAAAACACUCAGACCUCCACCGUCAGUGAUUUCCCCAGAGCAGAUAGAUGAGAAGAUUGACAUCAGUAAGUCUCAGACUCCCUCUGUGCCACUGGAGAGCUUUAAAUUAGAUGAUAGCCACAGCGAAGCCAAUGCUAGAAAUGCUGUUUUAGAUGAUAAUGUCCAGUUAAACAAGCAAGAACAAAACAUCCAGCUGGAAUGUAUGGCAGCUGAAAGGGAGUGCCAAGAUACACCAGCUGUUAAGCCCGCAAACCAGACAGAGAACACAGAAACAGAAGCUGAAACUAAGAAGAAGGAAGAACCAGAAUUAAGUAUUGAUAGAAGUGAAGAGGCUCAAAUAGAGCAGAAUAAGCCACCAUCUCCAGUGCCUGAUGAAUUGUCUAGUCAUCCUCAGGAAAAGGAGUCCUCUGCUGUGUCCCCAGAGGCUAAAGGGAGCGAGACGCCAUCUAGAAGCCCAGGCAGCAUGCAGGUUAAUGGCCAGACCACUGCAGAUGCAUCCCAUGUGAUUGUGCCUCCAGUGCGCAUUAAAAAGAAAAUAAUUCCACCACCAAUGGACCUUGCAAUAGUAAAAACAAUGGAUGAAUCAAUUAAGGAGGGUUCCGCAGUGCCUGCAUGGGAUUUUGCCAGUCCACUGCCCAGUCCUGGUUUGGUGACCUCCAGUCAGUCCUUGCUGGAGUGGUGUCAAGAGAUCACUAGAAACUACAAGGGAGUAAAAAUCACAAACUUCAGCACCUCUUGGCGUAACGGCCUGGCGUUCUGUGCCAUCUUACAUCACUUCCACCCUGAGAUAAUUGACUUUGAUGCAUUGGAGCCUCACAACAUAAAGCAUAACAACAAAGCUGCUUUUGAUGGUUUCGCAUCACUGGGAAUAUCUCGUCUGCUGGAGCCCUCAGACAUGGUGCUUCUCUCUGUGCCAGAUCGUUUGAUUGUCAUGACGUACUUGUGCCAAAUCCGUGCACACUUCACUGGGCAGGAGCUGAGUGUGUUACAGAUAGAGCAGAACAACAGUCAGUCCAGCUAUGCAGUAGCCAGUCCAAACCAAGGGUCGGAUGUACAAGCAGCAGCCAGAUUCUGUGCAGAGAGGCUCCAGGCUGGAGCCCUGUCAGGAGAGAGUAACAGCAAGGACUCACUGGGAGAGGAGGGAAGUGACACUGUGGCUAAGCCAAACGGAGGUCUUGUUCCUCCACCUCGGACUAAACGUGCAGGAAAGGUGGAAGAGAAGGGCAGUAAGGAGACAGAGGGAGGCGUGCAGACUCCUGUGGCCCCACCACGACCAAAUGCAGCGGCUUCCAGAUCAGGAUUCGGGCACAUACGAGAUGCAGAUCUGGUGAAGAAACGGCGGUCGCGACUAAAGAGCGAAUCCAUGGAUGAGACUGAUUCAAAGGAGCAGCCAAAGGAGUCAGAUAAAGGUGAACUGACAGCUGAAGGAACUAAUGGCUCAACAGCUGCCAGAGAAAGUGCUGAAACUGAACCUCAGGAAGCAAACCAAGAUGUUAAAUCAGCAGAGAGUGAGACAAUGUGUCUGCAGGACACCAAUCAAUAUGUGUUGAGUGAACUUCAGGCCCUGGAAACUGAACAGAAGCACAUAGACAGCAGAGCUGCAGUCGUGGAGAAAAGACUACGAAAGAUCAUGGAGACGGGAAGUGAUAAAGAUGAAGAAGAGAAGCUGAUUCAGGAAUGGUUCACUCUGGUCAACAAGAAGAAUGCUCUGAUCAGGAGACAGGACAAUCUUGAGCUGCUGCAAGAAGAGCAGGAUUUAGAAAGAAGAUUUGAGCUGCUAACCCGAGAGCUCAGAGCCAUGAUGGCUAUUGAAGACUGGCAGAAAACUCAGGCCCAGCAGCACAGAGAACAGCUACUGCUACAGGAACUGGUGUCACUGGUCAACAAGCGGGACGAGCUAGUCAGAGACAUGGAUGCAAAAGAGAGAGGGGCUUUGGAGGAGGAUGAGAGAUUGGAGAGAGGUCUGGAGGCAAGACGUAGAAAAUACAGCAAUAAGGAAAAGUGUGUUCUUCAAUGAAGAAACUUGAAUUCUUCUGAAAACUGUGGCUCACUGCACCAGAGAUUAUUUAAAUGACUUGGACUACACCAGGACAUUAGUGUGCCUUCUUUUCACUUUCAGAGACAUUUGGCUUAAAUGUGAAGCCCUUCCUCAAAACAUCUUAAAGAUCUCAGUGACAUCUCAGUGGGAUAUAAAACAUGUCCAGUGUAGAUCAGACAAGUUAUUCCCUAAAAGUUUGCACAACGUUUUGAAGGUUUUCCAAGGUUGCACUGGUUAAGAGUUUGGUAUUUUAAGCAAUAUUACUUUAAAUCUGAAAAUCUGAGAGAAGGUCUUUAUUGUUUUAUUGGAAAAUAAACAAACAGCCUUCACACACCUGCAUGGUUGCAGACAGUUGAACUGAAUACAAGAAAUAAGAAGAAGAAAAGGGAAAAAUUCUGCACACAUUUGUAGGUUGCAAGAAAUCCAAUAUUUAUUGAGACUUCUGUCACACAACCUUAGUCAGGAUUUUUUUUUUCCUGAAGAAAAUAAAACAUUGCUCAAUAAAUAAUAGAUUUCUUUCAAGCUGCAGCAGUGAGCAGGGUUUUCUCACCUUUGUUGUUGUUUUUUUGUAUUUAAGAUGUAUCGAACAGACAAAGAGACUUGCGCCAAAGUUUGCUGUUUUUACAUUAUUUAUUUAAGUGUGCUGUUUCCUGGUAUGCCAACAUGUCUCUGUUGGGCUGUUGUCUUGUAUUAGCUGCAAAUUAUAUUCUCUGAUGUUUUAUCAGACAAUAUAUGUCUCCAAAUGAAUGUAUUGAUAAAGUUAUUUUGCAUUGCAGUGCCUUUAGAGGUUUAAUACCUUUUGAAAGGGGGCUUUUUAUAUAAAAUGUACCCAUUCUGUAUCUUUGUGUUUUAAACCUUGAAAGCUAACUCAAAAUGAAAAAUAUUUAUGGGCUGUUUUAUAGAUAUACAAAAAGUAUUUU